AUGGCCGAGCCGACUGCAACCAAUUUAAUUUCAUCGGCCGGGAAUCUCCAAAGCUUUUCGUGCGUGACCUGCCGGCAGCGCAAAGUCAAAUGCGACCGGCACUCUCCCUGCACCAACUGCGUCCGUGCAGAGAAGCAGUGCAGCUUUGUGGCCCCGGUGCGCGGGAGGCGAAAGAGAACCAAGCCUCCGAAGGAAGGUCUGCAUGAGAGGCUGAAGCGGUAUGAGGAGCUCUUGUGUGCCUACGGCCACAAGGUCGAGCCAUCCGACGAUGCUGACGACGGGCAUGAAUAUGACGACGACAACGGCAACGGCAAAGGCGUGGCUGACCUGGACAGGACAUCCCACGAUCCCGAUGCUGCCACGGAUUCGCCGGGCCAGGAUGUACAUCGUCUAGUUAGUUCCAAAGGGUCCGAACCAAGGCUCUUGACAAACAAAGCUGCGUCGCGGUAUUUUGACAGCGCACCUUGGUCAAACAUGGGACCACAGUUUCACCAUCCAGAAGUCGCUGGUAUCGGAACACCCACGGACGACCUCAAUCUUGACGAAAGCGGCAUGUUCUUCGAGCCUACGGAUAACUCCACUCUUCACGACCUCAUUGGUGUCUAUCCACCCCUUUCCUUGCUGCAGAAGAUCAAAGGCGUCUAUCUCGAUCGCUUCGACCCAAUGAUGAAGAUCCUGCACAUGCCUUCUCUAUGGGCCUCGAUACACCAGCGCUUGUCUCAGGGUCAGCGCCUCCCCAAAGAAGAGGAGGCCGUUAUGUUUGCAAUAUGCCUUGCGGCCGUCACCACACUUGGAGAAGACGAGUGCCAGAGAGUGCUCGAGGGCGCCAGACCUGCCCUGUAUUCGCGGUACAGAAUCGCCACGCGGCAGGCACUGACCAACGCGGGCUUCAUGUCAACGUCCAGUCCGAUGACCCUCCGGGCUUACGUUCUCUUCUUGACGUGUGUAAAGGAGAGAUACCGGGUUGACACGAUCUUCGUCAUGUCCGGGAUUGCCAUCCGUAUCGCGCGCAGGAUGGGGCUUCACCGCGACGGCGAAGCACUCGGGCUCUCGCCUUUUGAGACCGAGAUGCGGCGGCGACUUUGGUGGCAUAUCGUGCAGAUAGAUGUUCGCCUCUCCGGUGUUCUGGGCACCAGGCCCUCUCUUGACGCCUGUACUGCCGACACCAAGGUGCCCUUGAAUGUGUUCGACCGAGACCUCCAUCCCGACAUGACCGAGUUCCCUGAAGAGCGCCCUGGCAUCACAGAAGUCACUUUCUGCCUCGUGAAGUGCGCCAUACUCGAGGUCCUCCGCAGCUUCACGCCCUUCGAUCCCGGCGAUCUGCGAUGGGAGGCUCUCUGCAAUUCAGACAUGACUCUCGCACAGAAGGACAGCAUGAUCAAGGAGUACGAGGACAGCAUGGAGAAGAGGUUCCUGCGCUACUGCGACCCCGCGAGCUCCCUGGACGCCUUCGUGCUGAUCACGCUGCGCUCGGGCAUCAACAAGAUGAGGCUCUUCGCCCACGACCCGCGGCAGUUCGCCGGGGCUGCCGGCGGCGAGGUGCCGCAGAGCGAGCGCGACCUCAUCUUCGCCAACGCCAUGAAGCAGCUCGAGUACAUCACGCUGACGAGGGGCGGGCACCAGGGCCUGGAGAAGUACAUGUGGCACCACGGGACCAACUUCCUCUGGAACGCCAUCCUCUACGCGCUCAUCGAGGCGCGGCGCCGCCGGACGGGGCCCGAGGUCGACAGGGUGUGGGAGCUGAUCGGCCGGGUCUUCUCGUACUACCCCCAGAUGUUUGAGGAGUCGGCCGGCGCCGUCUACAAAGCCCUCGGCGCCUGGACGCUGGAGGUCUGGGGCGAGUACGUUGCUGCUGCUGCGGCCGAGGGGCUUCCGGAACCACCUGCGCCGUACUAUAUCACUGCGAUUCGUCAAUGUCGAAAUCCAGAUGCCGGGACCGGAGAAGAUGACUCGAUGCAGAAGGCCAGACCCGCUACUGCUGGACAGGUUUCGACUGAUGACCAUGACGUGCUGGAAGGCGAAGACGCCGUCGCCAGCUUGGGUGCGACCGAACCCUUCACGUUUCCCGAUCUCUUGACCUUUAAUGCCGACCCAAGCGAAUGGGAACAAUGGGAACAAUUAUUGGUAGAUCAGGAUGGUACGUACAGAGGUAUGAUCUUCUAG
This is a messenger RNA of Thyridium curvatum, 2163 nucleotides long. RefSeq lists its product as uncharacterized. The record is from RefSeq and is a predicted model, not a curated record. Gene Ontology annotation, molecular function: zinc ion binding; DNA binding; DNA-binding transcription factor activity, RNA polymerase II-specific. The transcript is spliced from 4 exons. Bases 1 to 2163 code for a protein of 720 amino acids. Gene Ontology annotation, biological process: DNA-templated transcription; regulation of DNA-templated transcription. NCBI's taxonomy places the organism in Eukaryota, Fungi, Ascomycota, Sordariomycetes, Thyridiales, Thyridiaceae.